This is a messenger RNA of Drosophila arizonae, 1310 nucleotides long. RefSeq names its product phospholipase A1. Gene Ontology annotation, molecular function: serine hydrolase activity; lipase activity. Lineage: Eukaryota; Metazoa; Arthropoda; Insecta; Diptera; Drosophilidae. The record is from RefSeq and is a predicted model, not a curated record. Gene Ontology annotation, biological process: lipid catabolic process.
CUACGGAGCUGCUAAAUUGGUCUCUAUUGGGGCAACGUACGUAGGCGAAGGCUUACGCAUUAUUUCUAUAACUAUUCGAGUGUUGCAAAGAAAUAGUCAUGCGCUUGCUUACGGUCGUACUUGUUGCUAUAGCUGCUCUUAACAUAGUUGUUGCGGCACCUUCGAAUGAAGCUUCCACUACCGAGUUACCAGAGGAAGAUCAUUGUGAUCACAAGCUAACCAAAUCAAAUAAGUACCUGGACUAUCCAUUCUGGAAGAAGUUCUUCAAGCAUUUGGUACCAUUUACCAGUAGCUCACGUUCCAAGAUGCAGUUCUUUCUAUUCAAACGGGAUUUCCCUGACUGCGGCCGUGAACUGUUUGCCAACGAUGACGAGACCCUGGCACGCUCCGGCUUCGAUGCACGUCAUCCCACAAGAAUUAUUAUACACGGCUGGAUGAGUCAGGGCAAGGGUUCAUUGAAUCGGGAUGUGAAGACCGCAUAUCUCAGCUUAACGAAGCCCAGGCCAAAUGGCACGGAUGACGCAAUGGGUGAGCCCAAAAUGCUGGCACCCCUUUAUGAGGACUUCAAUAUUAUUGUUUGUGAUUGGAGCAAGAUAUCGUCGAAUGUCAACUACUUUGGCGUGGCCGAAAUGGUCGAGGAUCUGGGCUAUUUGCUUGCCGAGUUUGUGCGUUAUCUUCAUAUGCGUGCGGAUCUACGUUUCGACGAUGUCUACCUCAUUGGCCACUCGCUGGGCGCUCAGAUUGCAGGCAGUGCCGGCAAACAGAUCAGGCCGCAUCGCUUCAACACGAUUUUUGCGCUGGAUCCCGCGGGUCCUGCGUUCCGGGAACAAUCCGAUGAAUAUCGCAUAGAUCCCAGCGAUGCACACUAUGUGGAGUCCAUACAUACGAGCAUCGGCCUGGGCUUCGAACAGCCCGUGGGUCAUGCCAGCUUUUAUCCGAACUUUGGAAAAGAUCAAAAGAAAUGCUACGUCUACGGUUGUUCGCAUAAGCGUGCCCAUGAUUACUUUGCCGAGUCCAUCAAUAGCACUAAGGGCUUCUGGGGCAUACGCUGUGAGCGCUUGUCGAAGAAAACUUGGGUGCUGCUAGACAACGAUGGCGAGUACCGCAUGGGCGGUGAGCCCUCAGAUCCAAAGAAUGGCACCUUCUACGUUAAGACCUAUGACACAAAGCCCUAUGCUAUGGGCACCAUGAAAGCGCAGGCUGAGGCUUCCGCACAGCCAGAGAGAGUCACCGAGGUCUACCAUUAAGGGCCGAAAAUGAUCAACUAACUGUGAAUUAUUGGUAAGAACUUGUUUUGGAUUAGUAGUUGC